UUGAGAUGGCCAAGGAUACGAUCUUUCGUGUUUCCUACAUUCUCGCCGUCGUGUUUCUGUCGAUCAACAGCAUAGCAUGCAGCUCCCAGGAUGAUGACAGGAAGGUCUAUAUCGUGUACAUGGGUUCUCUUCCGACUGAAACAUCGGAAAUCUAUUCCCCAACUUCUCAUCACCUCAGUUUGUUGCAGGACGUAGUCGGAGAUGAGAGGUCCGCUUCGGUCUCAAUCGUCAGAAGUUACAAGAGGAGUUUUAAUGGUUUUGCUGCUAAGCUCACCAAACAAGAGGCAGAGAAGCUUGCCAAAAAGGACGGAGUACUCUCGGUGUUUCCUAGCCAAACUUAUCAUGUCCAGACCACGAAAUCAUGGGACUACAUCGGACUUCCAAACACAGUAAAACGGAAUCCCACUGUGGAGGGCAACACCAUUAUCGGAGUACUUGACUCCGGCGUUUAUCCUAAUUCGGAAUCAUUCAGUGACAAAGGCUUCGGCCCUCCUCCUUCAAAAUGGAAGGGCUCCUGCAAUGGUGGCACCAACUUCGCCUGCAACAACAAGCUCAUUGGAGCACGAUACUAUGUAUCUACGGAGGAUACCGCGGUCGAUGCUUCAGGCCAUGGGACCCAUACCGCCUCGACAGCUGCUGGCAAUGCAGUGGAAGGGGCCAGCUUCUUUGGGUUAGCUAAUGGAACAGCCCGAGGAGCCGUCCCAUCCUCUAGGAUCGCCAUCUACAGGGUAUGUGAUUCACAGGAUAUUUGUGCAGGAGCGGGAAUUUUAGCGGCCUUUGAUGAUGCGAUCGCAGAUGGUGUGGACAUCAUCACACUCUCUCUGGGAGGACGGCGUCCGACGUCUUUCGACGUAGACAGCAUCGCGAUAGGAUCCUUCCAUGCAAUGUCAAAUGGUAUACUGGUGACUCAAUCUGCAGGAAAUAGUGGGCCUAACCUGCAAACAGUGGCUAGCGUCGCCCCUUGGGUCCUCACUGUGGCAGCUAACACGAUUGACCGGAAGUUCAUCAGCAAGCUUGAACUCAACGACAGAACGGUUCUAACUGGAAUUGCAGUGAAUUCAUUUCCAUCCAGUCCGAGUAAUUCUGCUCUCGUGUUUGGGGACCAGGUUGCUAAAUCUUGCAAUGAAGGGUCAGCUAGGUUAUGCUUCGCACGCUGUUUAGAUAUGCAGAAAGUUUCCGGGAAAAUCUUGAUUUGCCAAAAUGGAGAUCGCUCUGUGGCUACCGCGGCUGCAGUUUUUAAUGCUAGUGGAGUCAUCCUGAUGCAAGAUUUUCCCGAUACUGCUUUUGUUUUCCCACUUCCCGCUGUGGCUCUAGAUAACACUGCGUUUGAAAAACUCAUGUCUUACUACAACUCCACGAGAAAUCCUCAAGGACGGAUACUGAAGGGCGAAACUGUUCCCGAUUCUGCUGCUCCUGUGACUGCUUCCUUCUCUUCACGUGGACCAAAUGCAGUUACUCCUGAUAUAAUGAAGCCUGAUGUAAGUGCCCCUGGUGUAGAUAUUUUGGCUGCAUAUCCUCCAGAUGUGCCACCGACGAAAGAAGGUGGGGAUGAUAGGCGUGUGAAGUUUAAUGUUAUUUCCGGCACCUCAAUGUCGUGUCCCCAUGUUGCUGGUGCAGCGGCAUACGUGAAAACAUUUCAUCCCGACUGGUCUCCCUCUGCCAUUAAGUCAGCUCUAAUGACAACAGCUUCCAAGAUACGCGAUAUUACUACAGAAGGAGAUCCUUCGGGAUUUGAAUUUUCUUAUGGUUCAGGACAAAUAAAUCCCAUUAAAGCUGCAGAUCCAGGCCUAGUUUAUGAAAUCACAAAGGAUGACUACGUAAACUUGCUCUGUAGCUUGGGCAUCAAUAUAAGAAGAAUAGAUGGCAACAGUACGUGCCCUAAGGGAGCCAAGAACAUCACAGAGGCAGAGCUCAAUUACCCCUCUCUAAUUUUUAAAGCUCCUGUCUCGAAGCCCUUCAAGUUGGUCCUCAGCAGGACCGUUACAAAUGUCGGUCCUCCAAACUCGACCUAUAAGGCCAAAGCGGUUAGUGCCUCCAAUGUCAACAUCACUGUGGUUCCUGAGAUCCUUUCGUUUAAAUCCAUACAUGAGAAGAAGUCUUUCACUGUCGAGAUUUCAGGCAGUGGGUUGAAAUCUGGGACACUGUUGUCUGAGGAGGUCCUUUGGUCUGACGGCAUACACAGUGUUAGGAGUCCGAUUAUUGUGCUUCCUAAUUAAUUUCUUUGUAUUUGGCAAUCUCAGUGAAUUCCAUUUAAAGCUGGAAGGCAAAUGUACUAAAGGUGGUCUCCUUAGUUACUUUGGCAUAAUAAUGAGAGGAAGAAGAAGCUGUAACA
Punica granatum (pomegranate) is the source of this 2332-nucleotide messenger RNA. The record is from RefSeq and is a predicted model, not a curated record. Lineage: Eukaryota; Viridiplantae; Streptophyta; Magnoliopsida; Myrtales; Lythraceae.